This is a messenger RNA of Canariomyces notabilis, 573 nucleotides long. RefSeq names its product retrieval of early ER protein Rer1. The transcript has 4 exons. Lineage: Eukaryota; Fungi; Ascomycota; Sordariomycetes; Sordariales; Chaetomiaceae. Gene Ontology annotation, biological process: protein retention in ER lumen; retrograde vesicle-mediated transport, Golgi to endoplasmic reticulum. Gene Ontology annotation, cellular component: Golgi membrane. The coding region runs from base 1 to 573 and encodes 190 amino acids. The record is from RefSeq and is a predicted model, not a curated record.
AUGGAUGUGCCAGACGAGCCGACGACGCCCUUUGGCGUCGUCAGCGCCCACACGAGCAAGCUGCAAAGGCAAUACCAAGCACUUCUCGACCGAUCAACGCCCUACGUCCUCUACCGGUGGAUAGGCACCGGUGUCGGUUUGAUGAUCUUCUUCCUGCGUGUCUUCAUGGCACAAGGCUGGUACAUCGUCGCGUACGCCCUAGGUAUCUAUCUGCUCAAUCUCUUCCUCGCCUUCCUCCAGCCCAAGUUCGACCCGUCCAACGAGGCGCUCGACAAUGACAUGGAGGACGGCGCGGUCGGCACACUCCCCACCAAGCAGGACGAGGAGUUCCGGCCGUUCAUCCGCCGGCUGCCCGAGUUCAAGUUCUGGCACUCAGCAACUCGCGCCGUCGCUAUCUCGUUUGUAUGCAGCUGGUUUGAGAUAUUCAAUGUGCCCGUCUUUUGGCCUGUGCUGGUUAUGUACUGGCUCAUGCUGUUCAUCCUCACAAUGAGAAAGCAAAUCCAGCACAUGAUCAAGUAUCGCUAUGUGCCUUUCACCAUUGGCAAAGCGCGCUACACCAAGAACAGCUCGUGA